Papilio polytes (common Mormon) is the source of this 1322-nucleotide messenger RNA. RefSeq lists its product as uncharacterized. Gene Ontology annotation, cellular component: cell-cell junction. The record is from RefSeq and is a predicted model, not a curated record. The transcript has 6 exons. NCBI's taxonomy places the organism in Eukaryota, Metazoa, Arthropoda, Insecta, Lepidoptera, Papilionidae. Gene Ontology annotation, biological process: cell-cell adhesion. Gene Ontology annotation, molecular function: cell adhesion molecule binding. The coding region runs from base 41 to 643 and encodes 200 amino acids.
CCUGUCAGAAGAGAUAACAUUAAAAGUGCUGGGGCCGCCUAUGGGCUUCGAGGCGACGUCGGUGCACUCGUGGCGUGGCGGCGAAGGCCGGGUGUAUGCGACAGUUUGCGCGUCACCACCGCCAGAUGACGCCACAUGGAUGUGGAGCAGUUGGAGACUGGAUGUACCAUCACAGAUUGGUCGUUACCGAGCUCUAAAUAAAGAAGAAGUGGACGGAUGUUACCGCUUCACGCUGUGUAUUGACGACGUGGGUCCACCAGACGCGGGAGACUACAUAUUGCAUGUAGAAAACGAAAGAGGAUUCACUUCACUUACCGUUUCCCUUAUUGUACACGACAAUUUUUCGGUAACAGAGGCGACGCGCGCUGCGCCCGUCAUCGCGGCUGCGCUUGUCAUCGCCGCGCUUGCUGUCCUACUAUUGUGUGUCGUGGUACGCUGUCGACGACGAAGAGGUAGUGUCGAAUAUAAGACUGAUGAAUUAAACAGCGAAAUAAAAGUGCUGCCGGCGGAUGCUCUAUACGGUCCGCAGCCGUCCCAAGCUUCUGGGACCACGGCUGUAGAGUCUAGCUGCCCGAGGUACUCACCAGCGGCUAUGCAGGUCCGCCAUGCAGCUGUGGUCUUGCAGCCGCCCACUACCGUGUGAUCGAUGGACAAAAUGCGUGUAACACCGCAGUGUAGUGUCAAGUGUGGUUGUAAAUGAAAAGGGACCAUUUAAAAAAAAAACUUUUAUUCUCAGUUAAGUAAGCAUAAUUUGUAGUAAACGCUAAAGAAUAUAGAACAAUGUGUGAGGUUUUAUUAUAAAAACAUGAAAAUUUUGGUAUCUAGUAAAGUGCGAAUCAUAUUGAAGAAAAACAGUGUGAAUUAAGGCUAUUGGAGUGUAUUGACCUCCAUGAAGGAUAUUGAAUAUGGGUCGUUGACUAAUCGUAAUUAAAACAAGCAUAUCUUCUCUGCCAGGUGAAUAAAUGUAAACUAUUACUAUCUUGAUUUAUAUGACUUCUUUAUUUUAUUUAACACAAAGUAUACAAUAUAAUUACAUAGCUGACAUGUUACGUUUUUUUUCUUCAUGUCACAUCUUGCACUUGUUUUUCACCUAAAAUCGUAUUUUAGUUUUUAUUACAUUUGUCUUUGUCGGUGGCCAGUGUUAACAAUGUAAUCGAAAGAAUCAAUAUAGACUGAACAUCAGCUUCACCUUGCGGCAGUCGUAUUCCGACAAUCGAGAAAGCAGUUAUACCACCAUUGUGGACUUAUUGUAACCAUUAGUAUUUUAUUCUAGCUCACUUGUGCCAUGGUGAUAAUAUUUAUUGAUAAGAGCGCAUCCUUGA